CGACUUGCACGGUGCCAAAAGGGCUGCCCCCACGCUACCGUACAGCUCGACGAACACGUCCAACAAAAAGCCACCGCCGCGGAGAGCAGCCGAUCGAUCCAGCGCCGCCCAAACGACCAAUCAAUCGACCAAUCCUCAUGGAUCGCAACAAUGGCGGGCGCGCCUGGUACGAGCGAGAGAACGUGCGCACGCCGCGGCGACGGCAUAGCCAUGACUACGCGCGCGACGACAGUGACGUCGAGAGCAUAUUGAGCAUCUCCGCCAGCAGCUCAAGCCGCGGCUACACGCUGCCGCCGCGCGACUCGUCGGUCCACGAGAGCCCGCUCGCCGAGGUGCCCGAGCUGCACCUCCUGGAGCUGGAAGAGCAGGUGACCCACUAUGAAAACCUCACGCGACAGAUGGCGGCGGAGAAGGGCGCGACUCUCCCAGAUUUCCCGGAAGACGACCUCCCCCUCGACCGCGCCGCCCGCCUGCAGGCGCGCUUCGCGCGCGUCGCGAAUUUGCACGAGUCGCUCGAGGCGACCCUUGUCCCUGCACUGCCGCCACCGCCGCGCGACGCGAUCGUCGCCGCGCGGCGCGCGGCCGCACCGCUCCUCCUCGCGGCGGCGCUGAACCGCGCGACGCGGUCCGCUCCGAAGCGUCGCGGCUUCCACGCAUUGCUAGCCGCCGCUCUGGCCAAACGCUCACGGGCGCUGCCGGCGCCGCCGCCGGACACGACGGCUGUGGACGCGGCCGUCGAAGCGGCCCGCGCCGAGGACCGCGCGGCGCUCGCCGCCGUGGAGGAGAAGCUCGAGGCGUUACGGACGGUGCCAGUGCAGCGGCUGUUCGAGCGGCGCGCGCUCCGCACGCGGCGGUCGCUAUUUGCCGCCUGGCGCGAGGCCGCCGCCGAGGAGAAGCGAGCGGCCGACGGGCUCCGGCGCGGCAUCACGAUCAUGCGCCGCAACGUGAGUCGCUGGCGGCGCGCGGCGCUGCGCCGCGCGCUCGACGUGUGGGCGGAGCGAGCGAACGCGCGGUACGUCUACGUCAUGCUCACGGCCGUCCAGACCCUCGACGAGGGCGUCCACUGCUACCGGCGGCGCGUCGUCGCGGGCGCGUUCGGGGCCUGGGCGCGGGCGGCGGCUCGUGCUACGACGCCGGCCACCGUUGAUGAUUGCGGUCCGCCGACUCUCGAGACGACGGCCGCGCCAGCGGCGCCGAGGCGUGGCCUCGUCGCCACCCUGAUCAUUCCGUGCGCGCUGGCAUUCGUCGCGGGACUUCUGUUUCUGUAG
This is a messenger RNA of Pelagomonas calceolata, 1268 nucleotides long. Lineage: Eukaryota; Pelagophyceae; Pelagomonadales; Pelagomonadaceae. The record is from the annotation of a GenBank genome assembly.